AAAUACCCCCUACUUUCUCUUUCUCAUCACUCUUUCUUCACUGCAGACUCACACAGCAGCUCUGAACCUUCUCAUUUUCAACAACAGAAACUAUGGUCUUCGCUGUGCUUUCAAGGGUCCUUCUUGGGAUUGUGUUGCUUUCUGAUAUUCAAAGUGUGUCGAAUGAAGAGGUGGACAUAAACACUCUCGCCAGCAUUCGAAGAUAUUUAACUUUGAAUUAUGGAGUUUCCGUACAGUAUGCCAUCAAUGUCCCGAAGGAGCAGUGUCGAAGAGGUUUCAUCCCAUCAUCAUUUAACUUUCUGACAACAGACAUGUCAAGUGAUGUUAAGCCUUACUUUCAACAUGAGAGUAAAGAAGUCUACCAAGGCACUGAACUCACGGCUGCAGUGGUUCGUAGAGAUGCACUUUAUGAGCAUUUACUGAUGAAUCCUCCAAAUAAUUCUCCUUUGACACACUUGCUGAAUAAAAGGAAUGACGGCUGUGUGGUUUUCUACACUUAUCGGUUCUCUCCCUGUGUAGACGGAUGUCUUAACAGUAGCGUUAUAACUGCAGGUCUUCAAGAAUUACAGAAUUAUCAGGGAAUGAAAGCCUUUGUUUACACACAUAUCCAUAAAGAAGAUCAGAACUACCAAAACCUACUUAAUGAAAUGAAAAAGAUUGCUGAUCGUGUGCCACUUUACCAAUGUCGUGGACGUAGUUGUAUGCCUUGUGGAAACAAUAUGAGAAGCCUUUGUUUAAGAUAGGUUCACCCUGUUGAGUUUCUUCAGUGCUUUAACUGAUGUGUGCUUCUGCGGUGGAGUUUCUGAAUCUGCCGAGACUUUUGAUGAUACAUUUCAGUGCUCAAAUGAUCAGUUUAUACUCUGCCUUUUGCUUUUUCAUUUAACAAACUUAAUAAUGAGUGAAUUCUUUUAGGGGAGAAUACCUCUGUCUCUUUUAUUUGAUUAAAAAAUGUGAGGUUCUAACACUCUCAGAAAUGAAGGUACGCGAGCUGUCACUGGGGUGGUACCUUUUCAGAAGGUACGUUUGUACUUAAAGGGUACAUAUUGGUACAUCAAAUGUAUAUAUUAGUACCUACAAUUUUAAGAGGAACACUUUUGUACUUUUAAGGUGCUAAUAUGUAGCCUUGAGGUAUUAAUAUGGAUCUUUUAGGUACAAAAAUUUGUACCUUUUGAAAAGGUAUCACUCCAGUGACAGCUCGCAUACCUUUAUUUCUGAGAGUGUCUCAUGAAUUCUGAUCACAGUGUAUUUUGAUCAUCUGUUUUUAAAAUGCUUUUUUAUUCAUGAUUUUGGUAACAAUAUUUAUGGCUUUUGCUGCUUGGAGAAAUAAACUUAUACUCACCAUA
Messenger RNA from Danio aesculapii, 1343 nucleotides. RefSeq lists its product as uncharacterized. NCBI's taxonomy places the organism in Eukaryota, Metazoa, Chordata, Actinopteri, Cypriniformes, Danionidae. The record is from RefSeq and is a predicted model, not a curated record. The transcript is spliced from 3 exons. The coding region runs from base 93 to 743 and encodes 216 amino acids.